GGUUUACAUAAGUGUUUGAAAGGAGCAGUAAUCGAUUGUACGACGUGCGCGUAUCCAUUUCUCGCAUCACGUAGUGAGGUUCUUCCUGUUUGGUGUAGUGAAAGGUACUCCAUUCCGAAAUUAUCCGAAAUGGUUAAAAUGGAACAUGAUGAUGGCAAAAAUGAACCCGAACAUGUUAGGAAAUUAUUUAUCGGUGGUUUGGACUACAGAACUACAGACGACUCUUUAAAAAAACAUUUCGAAAAAUGGGGGGAAAUUGUGGAUGUAGUUGUAAUGAAAGAUCCAAAAACCAAACGGUCCAGAGGAUUUGGUUUCAUUACCUACUCACGUGCUCACAUGGUGGAUGAUGCUCAGAGUGCCAGGCCUCAUAGAGUAGAUGGACGCGUAGUUGAACCUAAGAGAGCUGUGCCUAGGCAAGAAAUUGGUAGACCAGAAGCUGGUGCAACAGUAAAAAAAUUAUUCGUUGGUGGUCUAAAAGAUGACCACGAAGAAGAGGACCUUAGGCAAUAUUUUCAGAGUUACGGUAGCAUAAAUUCAAUCAGUAUCGUCACGGACAAAGAAACUGGGAAAAAGCGCGGCUUCGGUUUCGUCGAAUUCGACGAUUACGAUCCCGUCGAUAAAAUUUGCCUGCAACGUAAUCAUCAAAUACGCGGCAAACAUGUCGACGUGAAAAAGGCUUUAAGUAGAGCGGAGAUGGCCUCCGCGUCUGGUGGCGGUGGUAGCGGUGGUGGCAGUAGCAGAGGAGGGCAAAACGUGGGAAGAGGACCUCGUGGUGGUAAUCAAGGAGGUGGUGGUAACUGGGGAGGACGAGGAAGUGGCGGCGGUGGAGAUUGGAAUAACGGUGGUAAUCAGGGUGGUUAUGGUGGAGGUAAUCAAGGAGGUUGGGGAGGUAACGGCCCGUGGGAGAAUCAGAAUCAAGGUAAAGGAGGUGGAUGGGGUGGUCAAGGAGGUCAGGGCGGAUAUAACAGCGGCGGAAACUGGAGUAACGAUAACUUCGGAGGAGGUUAUCAACAAGGCUAUGGCGGUGGUCCAGUUCGGAAUAACUUCAACUCUGGAGGAAGACCUGCUCCCUAUGGUAUUAAUAUGGGUCCUAGUGGCCGACAAUCUGGAGAUUCGAGAUGGCAAUCACCCUUUGGUGGACAAGGCCCAAUGGGUGGUGGCAAUUCUGGUGGAGGCGGUGGCGGUGGUUAUGGUAAUCAAGGUGGCUACGGCGGUAGUUCAAUUGGGGGUGGAAACAUGGGGGGAGGAGGCGGUGGCGGUGGAAGAAGAUACUAAAGCACUUUACUCAUGGACACUCCCUCACUUGGUGAACCUUCUACUUGUCUUCUAGUCGCCAGUACUUCUGUACUGUUUAGUAUUGGAGCAGGCAGGGCUAUAAGGCUAGAGACAAGACCAGGCAGGACAAUCAGGAUACAGGACAGAGAAGCGUCAUCUCUUAGAUCACAGUGAGGGAGGCUUUGCUUGUAUUUCUUUUGGUAUCUAGCACCUACCAUAUAUAUUUUACAUACUCUACCAUUUAUGUAAAAAUAUUGCAUCACAAUCUUCUAGACUGUGCUUGCACAUAUCGUGUAGCACAUAUGAUAUCCGACAACAAAAAGUAAAUAAUUAUUAACAUUUAACUGGCGUCACCGUUAGAAAACAAGAAAGAGACUCAUUAAUUUGAUCAUUCGAUUGCUGUGUCUAGGGAUACAUGCGUGCCAUCCAAAUAUUGAAGUAUGUAAUACUUUGCUACAUUCGCUUCUAUAUCAUCUCCAAAAAUGAUUACAGACAUAGGAUUAUGCAAUAGACGUUGGAGAGCACGAUUGUUUCUCUAAUUUAGUAAAAUGUAUUGAAUUAGCGGUCCAUGUAAGAAUCUAGGUUUUACUACGUUGAUGCAGACUUUUAUUUCAUAUUAUGAAAGGUGAUUCUUAUGUAGACCAAAAAUCUCAGGAUAACACAAGAAACGCAUGAAAAAGUGUCAAUAUGAAAUGAAUCAAUGAAUUUAAAAAAAGAAAAGAAAUCAGAUAGCACGAAUAUCAGUUAGCAUUUUUGUAGGUUACCUAGAUUAACUAAUUUUUAUUUUUUAAGUUGUAAUGUUCAAAGAGUUAGCUAAUAAAAAUGACCAGAACCUUUUC
Molecule: messenger RNA, 2114 nt
Organism: Hylaeus anthracinus
Lineage: Eukaryota; Metazoa; Arthropoda; Insecta; Hymenoptera; Colletidae
Gene: Hrb87F
Product: heterogeneous nuclear ribonucleoprotein A1, A2/B1 homolog
Exons: 7
Coding region: 130-1275 (381 amino acids)
Molecular function (GO): RNA binding
Source: RefSeq, a predicted model, not a curated record